Molecule: messenger RNA, 2324 nt
Organism: Glycine soja
Lineage: Eukaryota; Viridiplantae; Streptophyta; Magnoliopsida; Fabales; Fabaceae
Exons: 4
Coding region: 95-2248 (717 amino acids)
Biological process (GO): DNA transposition
Molecular function (GO): transposase activity; DNA binding; zinc ion binding
Source: RefSeq, a predicted model, not a curated record
UGAUGGUGAAGAGAGAGAUGUUGCUGAUAGUGAGGAGGAAAAGGAAGUUGACAGUGAUGAGACAGAUGCUGAGUGGUUUAUAAAUUUCUCUUGUAUGUUGAAUGAAGUUGAAGCUGAAGUUGAGACAGAUGGUUAUCAUUCAGAGGAGCUUAAUAUCCCCAUUAGUAGUGAUGAUGAAGAUGAGGAUGUUGAAGUUUAUCCUCAAUAUAGUCAAAGUAGUGGAGUUGGUGAACAGAAGUUGGAAUUAGGGAUGGAGUUUGGUACUCUAGAUGAAUUUAAAUCUGCCUUGAGGGAGUAUAGCAUAUUGAUGGGCAGGGAGUUCAAGUGGAAGAAGAAUGAUAAACAGAGGGCUAGAGCAAAAUGCAAGAAGGCAUUUUGUGAUUGGGAAAUCUACUGUGCAAAGAAUGAAGUUAGAAACUCUUUUCAGAUAAAGACAUUUAAGCAUAACCAUAAUUGCUGCAGAGAAGUGAACAACAAACAAGCAAAUAGACAGUGGGUGGUCAGUAAACUUGAGGGCAAACUCAGAAUGCAGCCAACCCUUAAAUGUGUUGAAGCUUUGGAAUAUUUCAAGCAAGAGUUUGGAGUGCACAUUGAAGUUACAAAGAUGUGGAGAGCCAUGAAAGAAGCAAAGCAAUUAGUGGAAGGGAAUGAGAGGAAACAAUAUGCCAAAGUAUUUGAUUAUGCACAUGAAUUGUUGAGGAGCAAUCCUGGAUCAACAGUUAAGAUCAACACAGUGCCAAGUCCAGAAGGUCCACCACAAUUUCAGAGGCUAUAUAUUUGUCUUGCUGGCUGUAAGAAGGGGUUUGUUGCUGGAUGUAGACCAUUCAUAGGUCUAGAUGGAUGUUUCCUAAAGAGUGCAUUUGGAGGAAACUUGCUCUCUGCUGUUGGGCUUGAUGGCAAUAACCACAUCUAUGUUAUUGCUUAUGCUGUUGUGGACAUUGAGAACAAAGACAAUUGGAAAUGGUUUUUAACUUUGUUGCAUAAAGAUCUUGGGGAUUACAUACAGAAUGGGUGGAAUUUCAUGUCAGACAUGCAAAAGGGACUUAUUCCAGCUUUACAGGAAGUCAUGCCUGGUGCACCUCAUAGAUUUUGUGUCUUGCAUCUUUGGAAAAAUUUUACAAAGCAAUGGAAAAGCAAGGAACUUAAAGGAAUUGUGUGGCAAUGUGCAAAAUCCACUACUGUUGCUGAGUUUGAAGGCCAUAUGGCCCAUUUGAAGACAAUCAACUGCCAGGCUUGGGAGUAUUUGAAUAAAUGGCCCAAACAAGCAUGGACAAAAGCCCACUUCAGUACAAUACCCAAGGUGGACAAUAUAUGCAACAACACUUGUGAGGUAUUCAAUUCCAGAAUUCUGCACUAUAGAUGCAAGCCUAUUAUCACAAUGCUUGAAGAAAUUAGAAGUUAUAUCAUGAGAACCAUGGCUGCCCGCAAGGUUAAACUUUCUGGAAAACCUGGACCAUUAUGUCCAGUGCAGUAUAAAAGACUAGAAAAAGAAUUCCAUUUUGCUAAUCAAUGGACUCCCAUUUGGUGUGGUGAUAACAUGGGCCUGAGAUAUGAGGUCCACAUGUGGGGGAAUAAGGUUGAGGUCAAUUUAGGUGAAUGGACAUGCACUUGUGGAGUAUGGCAACUAACAGGGAUGCCAUGCCGACAUGCCAUUGCAACAAUAACUCACAAAGGAGGGAAGCCUGAGGACAUGUGUCAUGAGUGGCUGUCAAUAGAAGCUUAUAAUAAGACAUACCAGCAUUUUAUUGAACCAGUCCAAGGACCACAAUAUUGGGCCCAGACACAGUAUACACACCCUGUUCCACCACAUAAAAAGGUCCAAAGAGGAAGGCCAAAGAAAAAUAGAAGGAGAUCUGUAGAUGAGGACAAUGUCACAGGACAUAAGCUAAAGAGGAAAUUGGCUGAGUUUACAUGUGGAAGGUGUGGCCAAACCAAUCAUAACAUUAGAAGCUGUAAAAAUAUUGGAGUUCCUGUUAGGCCAAAGAAAUAUGUUGCACCAUCAACUUCAAAUGAGGAUGACCACCUAUUAUCUCAAGAUGAACAAGCUUUGAAUGAGGCUGAAGAAGCUGCUGCUCAUGUUCAACAAGAUCCGGUGGAGAUUAAUUUAUCUCAGCCUCAUUUGUCACAAGAUAGUGACAUGGAGUUUAUGGUCCCUGCAACUAUUGUUCCACCAAUAGCAAGGAAUAAGCUAGCCAUAACAAGAGCCAAAAAAAGGAAGGUUGCUGAUAAAGAUGAUGCAGAAAACUGAAGAAGCAUUUUUUGUUGCAUUUUGAAGGUUGCUGAAGGUUGCUGAAGACCCAUUUUUUGUUGCGCAUUUUGAAGGU